Messenger RNA from Bactrocera oleae (olive fruit fly), 2445 nucleotides. It is a transcript of the gene Ada2b, whose product is annotated as Transcriptional adapter 2B. Gene Ontology annotation, molecular function: transcription coactivator activity; chromatin binding; zinc ion binding. Gene Ontology annotation, cellular component: nucleus; SAGA-type complex. NCBI's taxonomy places the organism in Eukaryota, Metazoa, Arthropoda, Insecta, Diptera, Tephritidae. Gene Ontology annotation, biological process: regulation of transcription by RNA polymerase II; chromatin remodeling. The record is from RefSeq and is a predicted model, not a curated record.
AACACAUUUUUUUUAGAAGUUUGCUAGGAAAUUCUUUGGAGACAUAAGCUGUGAAUAACUAAACAAAGAAAUUAAACAAACUGGCAUCCUUGUUGAUAUAACGCCAUUUGUAAAACAUAAUACUUACACAUUAAAGCAGUUUCGAGUACCAAAUAAAUUAUUUUGUGAUUUGCCAAGAAUGACAAGUAUUGGGGAUCUUUUCACAAAAUAUAAUUGUACAAAUUGCCAGGACGAUAUCUCCGGUAUUCGUGUACAUUGUGCAGAAUGUGAAAAUUUUGAUUUAUGUCUUCAGUGUUUUGCCUCCGGGGCGGAGAUUGGCACACAUCAAAAUAAUCAUGCUUAUCAAUUUAUGGAUACCGGCACCGCAAUAUUGUCUGUAUUUCGAGGCAAGGGCGCUUGGACUGCAAGAGAAGAAAUACGACUACUUGAUGCUAUAGAACAAUAUGGAUUUGGAAAUUGGGAAGAUAUAAGUAAACACAUUGAGACGAAGUCAGCAGAGGACGCCAAAGAAGAAUAUGUGAAACGAUUCGUUAAUGGCGCAAUUGGUCUUCACACUUGGACACCUGCCCAAUCACAACGACCCUUGUUAGUUGAUCACACUUCUGAGGACAGUGGACCUUUGGGCGCCACAGCUUUACAACGCCUGCCUCCUUUGGACAUUACGAAUGAAGAAGCUGCUCAGUUAGGUUAUAUGCCAAAUCGGGAUGGGUUUGAACGUGAAUAUGAUCCCACAGCUGAACAGUUAAUAUCGACAAUGUCGCUCAGCACAGAAGACACCGAAGCUGAUUAUUUAUUAAAAUUGGCUCACGUCGACAUGUAUACACGUCGUUUACGUGAACGAGUACGACGUAAAAGGCUGGUUCGUGAUUAUCAACUUGUAGCUAACUUCUUUCGCAAUCGUAAUUAUGCACAACAUCCAGGCAUGACACGUGAGCAAAAAGAGUUCCGUGACCGUUUUCGUGUCUUUGCUCAAUUUUACACAUCAAAUGAGUACGAGCGACUACUGAUGUCCCUCGAACGGGAAAAAGAGUUGCGUAUACGUUUGGCUGAGCUAUGUCGCUAUAGAUUCAACGGAUUAACUAAAAUUGACGAGUGUCGACACUUUGAACAACAUGCAGCUAUGUCUUUGAAUCGUUCCACUGGGCCCUAUGGUCAUGGAAAAACUUUUGCGUGUAUUAUCGGCACACCAAGCGGCGAACGUUUGAACGGAUGUAUAAGACAAUGUUUAACCACAGGACAACACGCACCUCAGCAUUGGAAGUCGUCGGCAGCUAGGCUCUUCCUUACACUCUCCACAACACAGCAGCAGAAAACCCGAGCUGUCAAACGGAGGCGAGGCAAAUCUAAAUUCAAUCGCGUCAAGAAACACGCUCCACACCGGCGACCUGACCUCCUCCGGCGCAUUAUUGCACAACAGAAAUUACUUGGAUAGCUGUCGGGAAUCGUCGGUUCAUACGACGAUAUCGCAAGCGGGGAUGAUAGUGGGAGCGGGCACGAUGACUACAACCAAGUUAACGAACGGAAAUCUACAGUCAUUGAUACCAAUUCAGCAGUAUACGACGACGAUGGGAAUAAAAAAUCAACAAACACCACAAUUACAAAUAAACGACGUCGCCGUAAGCGGAAAACAACAUCUACAACAACUGCUGUUGCAGGAAAAUAAUAAUUUUGACGUUAAGACACUUCCAAUGAGUAGUAUUUUGCGUGCACAGUUAGAUGAAUUAAAGCACUUGCAACAACCGUUGGGCACCGAUUUAUUAUCUACAAAUGAACAGCAAUUUUGUAAAGACUUCAACCUUCCUCCUACGACAUAUUUAUCCCUAAAGACUUGUUUGCUUAGCGGCGCUCCCAUUGUUAAUCAUUUGUCACCCGUUGAAAACUCUCUAAGAAAGUACUUUAUAAAAGUAGGUUGGCUAAGUCAUUAGACUCACUGAGGUUAUGAUAUUUGUACGCGCAUAUGUGUGAUUUGUUAACAAACAAAUGGAAACUCAACUAUUACUGCUUAAGCCGCCAGCUAAUAUCACGCAUCAACAACGUAAGGUGACAAGGUGUUUAUAUUAAAGUAAUUUAUAAUUGGUAUAAUUCAUAAUCAAAUUAUAUAUAUAACAUUAGAUACAUAAAUUUCACAUAUAUUUGAAGAUCUAUGAAAACUCAAUAUAUAAUAUUUAUUUAGCUUAAAAUUUAGCAAUAAUUAGCAAUUAUCUAAAUGCUUACUUGUAUCAAGUCUUCAUUUUUGGUUUUCUGUAACCAUGUUUUUCUAAGAAUGGUUAAUCCCUAAGAAACGGCCUAGUUUUAAAAUGUCAAAAUCAUUUAUGUAAUGGUAUAAAAUUUAUUUAUUCUUACAUGCAGUAGUUCGCUGUUCGUUUAGUGUGAAUAUAAAAAUAGACAUAUACUAUUAGAAUUUAGAUCUGAAAAUAAAUUAUAAUAUGAAAUUUAUGCUAUAUA